UCAGCUAAAUUUGUCAAAAUUCCAAUUGUGUUGAAGCCGCCGCAUGCGUGGACAUUUGUAUUGGGAUUUGAUCUGAUUUUGUGAAGUAUUGUGAAAAUGCCGACAAUUGGAGUAAAACGAGAUUUACUUUUCGAACAGCUGGGUCAGAAAUACACUGACGAUGAGUUCCAGCAGUUGUGCUUUGCUUUUGGUCUCGAAUUAGAUGAAGUGACGACUGAGAAGCAAAUGCUCACUAAGGAACAAGGCGAUGUGGCUGCAGUGGCGGAUGCAUCUGAAGAUAUUAUUUACAGAAUAGACAUUCCAGCAAAUCGAUAUGACUUGCUGUGCAUGGAAGGGCUAGUCACUUCUUUACUUGUUUUCCAGGGCAAAAUAAAGCCACCGAAAUUCAAAAAAGUGGAGCCAGCUAAGCGCCAAGUGCUUAAAAUUCUACCUGAAACUGCAGAAAUACGUCCAUUUGCUGUAGCAGCUGUUUUGCGGAACAUCACCUUCGACAAGCAAGCGUACGACAGUUUCAUUGAACUUCAAGAUAAAUUGCACCAAAAUCUUUGUCGGAAACGCGCUCUAGUCGCAAUUGGUACCCAUGAUCUGGAUACCAUACAGGGUCCAUUUUCUUAUGAGGCGCGCACCCCAGAUAACAUCCAAUUUGUACCAUUGAACCAAACGAAGAAUAUGAAUGGACAUGAAUUAAUGAACUUUUAUUCAACUCACGCUCAGUUAAAACAAUACUUACCCAUAAUACGGGAGUCGCCAGUAUAUCCAGUUAUCUAUGAUGCAAAUGGUGUAGUAUUAUCAUUACCGCCAAUCAUCAACGGUGAUCAUUCGAAAAUCACACUAAAAACACGCAACGUAUUCAUUGAGUGCACCGCAACCGAUUUGACUAAAGCGAAAAUUGUACUGGACACCUUAGUAUGCAUGUUCUCAGUACAUUGCGCUGAGAAAUUCACGGUGGAGCCGUGUGAUGUUGUACAACCAGAUGGCACUGUGAUUACAUAUCCACUACUUGAAGUGCGCGAAACAGUGAUAUCUGCUGAAAAGGCUAACGCCUACAUUGGCAUUCAAGAAGAAUCGUCCAAAAUCGCUGACAUGCUCACGCGCAUGUAUCUAGAUUCGCAUGUAGAAGAGGGUGGCAAUAACAUAACCGUGCAAAUACCACCAACACGACACGACGUCAUGCAUGCUUGCGAUAUCUAUGAGGAUGUGGCGAUUGCUUACGGUUACAAUAACAUUAAAAAAUCUUUGCCAGCUUUUAUGCAUAUAGCGAAACAAUUUCCACUCAACAAAUUGACCGAGCAGUUGCGUGAACAGGUGGCUCAAGCAGGUUUCACAGAAGCUAUUACCUUUACUCUCUGUUCGCGUGAUGAUAUUGCACGAAAAUUGAAUAAAUCCAUUGAUGCUAUAGCUGCCGUGCACAUCGCUAAUCCGAAAACGUUAGAGUUUCAAGUAGUACGUACCACUUUGUUAUCAGGUCUACUCAAAACGCUGGUAGCCAAUCGUAAAAUGCCAUUGCCUUUAAAACUAUUUGAAAUUAGCGAUGUUGUAGUAGCUGACGACGAUACCGAAGUGGGUGCACGUAAUGAACGUCGGCUUUGCGCAGUCAACUGCAACAAAAGUGCUGGAUUUGAAGUUGUACAUGGUUUGUUGGAUCGCGUAAUGCAGUUGUUAGAGGUCCCUUGGAAAACGGGAAAUAGGAAGAAUGGAUACUAUUUGCAAGCUGCUGAUGAUCCCGCUUAUUUCCCUGGACGUUGCGCUAGUAUUAUGCUUGAUGGUGUAGCAAUCGGUCGCAUUGGUGUACUGCAUCCAACUGUACUUCAGGCAUUUGAAUUAACCACACCCUGCUCAGCUGUAGAGUUCAAUAUAGAACCAUUCGUAUGACAGCGGUAUCCAGAUACGAUAAAAGAUGCGAUAAAGUAACUCCUAUAUCUGUUCUUGACAGAAAGCUGUUACGUUAGGAAAAAGUUUAGAAAUAUAUAAAAGCGAUGGCAUGUCUAAUUCAAUUUAUUUAAAGUUAUUUAAUAA
This is a messenger RNA of Ceratitis capitata (Mediterranean fruit fly), 2016 nucleotides long. RefSeq names its product phenylalanine--tRNA ligase beta subunit (gene beta-PheRS). Lineage: Eukaryota; Metazoa; Arthropoda; Insecta; Diptera; Tephritidae. The record is from RefSeq and is a predicted model, not a curated record. Gene Ontology annotation, molecular function: magnesium ion binding; ATP binding; RNA binding. Gene Ontology annotation, biological process: phenylalanyl-tRNA aminoacylation. Gene Ontology annotation, cellular component: phenylalanine-tRNA ligase complex; cytoplasm. The coding region runs from base 97 to 1872 and encodes 591 amino acids. The transcript is spliced from 5 exons.